Nasonia vitripennis (jewel wasp) is the source of this 504-nucleotide messenger RNA. RefSeq lists its product as uncharacterized. Lineage: Eukaryota; Metazoa; Arthropoda; Insecta; Hymenoptera; Pteromalidae. The record is from RefSeq and is a predicted model, not a curated record. The transcript is spliced from 3 exons. Bases 152 to 454 code for a protein of 100 amino acids.
GUAACCAUAACGCAAAGAAAGGAAGAGUGGAGCAUAAGAGGUUAUCAUUCCAAAACACGGCCUGUUUGUAUACGAAAGUCCGUACUAUGUCCUUCUAUUAUAUCAAGGCGGAAUGUCAUUACAGUUUGCUUUUAGCAGUUUAGUAUAAGAAAUGCAGCCUUAUAGAUACACCUUAGAAGAGCACGGUGAGCUUAAAUACAAAGCGAUGGCCGUCAGAGGCCAUGAAUUGGAAAUUCGACAAAAAUUAGCGAAAGAGAGACCCGAUUUGUCUAUCAAAAAGAGGCAAGAAUAUGCUAGAAUGCUGGCGAAUUAUGCUGGACUCAAUCGAUAUGGGACGUUUAAACCUCUGGAACCCUACGUUCCCCCAGAGGAGCCUGAUAAAAAUCGAAAAAAAAGAAGUGAAAACGACAGUACAAAUCAAAGUCACAGCAUGUUUUCCCAUAAAAAAGUAUAAAUUGUAGAAAAAACAAACAAACUAUUAGUAAACAAAUUGAUCAAACAAAC